UUGUCUAAAACCCAUAAUUCUUCUUUAAAAAGAAAAAGAAAAAAAAAAAAAAGUUACAUGGUUGUUGUUUUUACAUUUGUUCAGGUCCAAUUUUCCGAUGAAUGAUUGGCAGAUUCCGUUUCUGGAGAGUAUCGAAAACCUCAAAUCUCAGGAAAUGGGUAGUUUUAGUUGUGUUCUUGCCUGGAGAACUUUCGGUUGCUGUUGGAGGAGGAAGUUCAUGUAAUCAAUUAAGGUGCACUUUAGGAGAAGCUUUUUCUUAGUUAGUGGGGGAGGUCUUUUUGUCUGAUUCAAAUUAUGUUAAGGAGCAUCUGAUGAACACAUAACCAUAGAAGAAAGCAACAAGGAUCAGUCAUGAAGUUUAUGAAACUUGGAUCUCGGCCAGAUACUUUCUAUACUACUGAGGCUGUAAGGUCAGUCUCCUCUGAAGUCUCCAGUGAUCUCAUAAUUCAGGUGAAGGGAAGCAGAUACUUACUUCACAAGUUUCCUCUUCUGUCCAAGUGUUUGCGCCUUCAGAGGCUAUGCUCUGAAUCUCCUGAAUCCUCACAACACCAAAUAAUCCAACUUCCUGAUUUCCCUGGUGGAGUUGAAGCAUUUGAACUGUGCGCAAAGUUUUGUUAUGGUAUUACAAUCACCCUCAGCGCCUACAACAUUGUAUCUGCUCGAUGUGCUGCUGAGUACUUGCAAAUGACAGAGGAUGUUGAGAAAGGGAACCUUAUGUACAAGCUGGAAGUUUUCUUCAAUUCCUGCGUUCUUCAUGGGUGGAAGGACUCCAUUGUGACAUUACAAAGCACAAAAGCCUUUCCCAUGUGGUCAGAAGACCUUGCAAUAACAAGCAGAUGCAUUGAAGCAAUUGCUUCAAAAGUCUUGAGUCACCCAUCAAAGGUGAGUUUGUCGCACAGUUAUUCCCGUCGCGGGAGGGAUGAUAUAUCAUGCAAUGGUGCGGAGAGUCAGAGAUAUAAACCAGAAACCAAGGGUUGGUGGGCAGAAGAUAUGGCGGAACUGGGAAUAGACCUUUAUUGGAGAACCAUGAUAGCAAUUAAGUCUGGUGGGAAGAUGCCCUCUAAUCUUCUCGGAGAUGCAUUGAAACUCUAUGCAUCUAGAUGGCUGCCCAAUAUAUCAAGGGAUGGAUAUGUCAAUAAGCAAGCAGCAGCAGAGUCAGAUUCAGACACAAGCAGUGAGAUAACUUCAAAGCACAGGCUACUUUUGGAGUCAAUUGUAAGCUUACUCCCAGCGGAGAGGGGCGCUGUUUCUUCCAGUUUCUUACUUAAACUAUUGAAGGCAGCCAAUAUCCUUAAUGCUUCUUCUUCUUCAAAGAUGGAAUUGGCCAGAAGAGUGGGACUUCAGUUAGAGGAAGCAAGAGUCAGUGAUCUGUUAAUACCCUCUCUAUCGUAUGCACAUGAUACACUAUAUGAUGUAGACAUAGUCAUGAUCAUAUUGGAGCAGUUCAUGUUACAAGGGCAGAGUCCCCCAACAAGUCCUCCGAGAUCCAAGCUGGGGUCUGAAAGGAGAAGGUCUCGGUCAGCAGAAAAUAUUGAUUUUGAGUUUCAGGAGAGUAGGAGGUCGUCUUCAGCAUCUCAUAGCUCAAAAUUGAAGGUGGCAAAGCUUGUGGAUGGGUAUCUCCAAGAGAUUGCCCGGGAUGUGAAUUUGCCUUUGUCAAAGUUCAUUGCAAUUGCUGAAGCCAUACCGCAUUUUGCAAGGCUGGAUCAUGAUGAUCUCUACAGAGCUAUUGACAUUUAUCUCAAGGCUCACCCAGACCUGAACAAGAGCGAGAGGAAAAGGUUGUGUCGAAUCCUAGACUGCAAAAAGCUGUCCAUGGAGGCCUGCAUGCACGCCGCACAAAAUGAGCUACUCCCCUUGAGGGUGGUAGUGCAAGUUCUUUUCUUUGAGCAAGCUCGGGCCGCCGUGGCUGGUGGGAAAGUGACCGAGCUGCCUAGCAACCUCAGGGCGCUCUUAGCCACACAAGGCAUUGACCCAUCAAGGCCUCCACCGCCAUUGAGUAGCACCACUAGCAUUCCAGCGGACGACCAGUGGAGCGUCUCGGGCCUUAAAUCGCCAAAGUCAAGGAUGUCUACUUUAAGAAUGAAGCUGGCUGAGGAUGAUGACUUGGAUGACAAUGAUCUGAACCCUGAUGGAAUCGGUAGACAUUCUAGGCUUAAGGCUCUGUGUGCUCUUCCCACAAGACCCAAAAGGAUGUUCAGUAAAUUAUGGUCGAUUAACAGAAGUGCCAGUGAAAAGAAUUGAUCGAGUACUUGGUUUUUUGUUUAUUUUGUGGGUAACAUAUACUCUGCUUUUUUCUUUUGUUCUUGCGAAAUGCCGUGUAACUUUUUAGGGGAAACAAGUUUGAGAAUCUUAAUUAAUGCGCAUUGUUGAUGUAAUCUAUUGUAAUAAGAAACAACAUUUUCGGGACGCCAGAGAAAUAUCUGUUGGUGAAACCCAUUUGUUGAAAAUGGAGGAGUCUUAGGUGUAAAUGACUAAUCGUGGGACCAAUGUCGUUGUUUUUGUCUAUAAA
Molecule: messenger RNA, 2509 nt
Organism: Alnus glutinosa
Lineage: Eukaryota; Viridiplantae; Streptophyta; Magnoliopsida; Fagales; Betulaceae
Product: BTB/POZ domain-containing protein At1g67900
Exons: 5
Coding region: 352-2241 (629 amino acids)
Source: RefSeq, a predicted model, not a curated record